Hyla sarda is the source of this 3948-nucleotide messenger RNA. Its product is annotated as inositol hexakisphosphate kinase 1-like. Gene Ontology annotation, molecular function: inositol hexakisphosphate kinase activity. The transcript has 6 exons. The coding region runs from base 800 to 2020 and encodes 406 amino acids. Gene Ontology annotation, biological process: inositol phosphate biosynthetic process; phosphatidylinositol phosphate biosynthetic process. The record is from RefSeq and is a predicted model, not a curated record. NCBI's taxonomy places the organism in Eukaryota, Metazoa, Chordata, Amphibia, Anura, Hylidae. Gene Ontology annotation, cellular component: nucleus; cytoplasm.
UUAAUUAAAAGUAAUCAAAAAGUCCCAUCUAAAUAAAAGUGAUACUGAUAAAGUAUAGAUGACAUCACAACAAAUGAUUCCUCACUACCACGUAUACAGAAAACAUAAGUUACAGGAGUCAGAAUAAGGCAAUUUUAGGUCUUUUUAAAGAAGACCACCCCCUCUGAAGACCACUUCUUAAUUCAAUUUUGGAUGGUCUACGGCGCACAGAGGUUUCCCUGUAUAUCACUUACAUGGUCCACCAACAGGAGGAGCCAGAACCUAAUUCGGGGCGUAAUCUCAUAGCCCGCAGUCUUCCUCUUCAUCCAUUCGUAAGGCACAAACCUACAUCACGUGACUGUGACCAUGAGAAAGGAUCUGUCAGCGAGUGACAGCAGGUCUAGUGGGUGGAGCAAUUGAAAGUGAUUGACACAAACUCCAUCAAAUCAGAGGCGGCCUCACUGUUGUGGGAGAACCUAUACAUUGCUAUGAUUGGCGCAGCGGAGAAGAGGGGCAGGGAAGGUAAACCGUGUUGCCAUGACAGCGAGUACCCGAGCCGCCUCUUUCCCGGCUGGCCGCCAUCUUGUUGUUGAUUGGAACAGGUCAGUAGCGGGUGAGAAGAGCCGGCUCUGGGAGGAGACACCCGCGGGCUGCCGCCCCCCAAGUCCCGACCGGGAGCAGUGCCCGGGAGGUGGUGACAGAUCCAAGGAACGACUCAGAGGUAAAGGAGCCACGGCUGCUCCCCUUCUUCCACUCCCUACUGCUGCCCAGCCCCUGCGCUACUUUCCAUGCCCCGGCCGAGCAUAGGGUGUCUAACGCAAUGUGUGUUUGUCAAACCAUGGAAGUGGGGAAGUACGUCCAGAGCGCAGUGUGCGACAGGGGCCGGGGGGUCCUACUGGAGCCAUUCAUCCAUCAGGUGGGAGGACACAGCAGUAUGAUGCGAUAUGAUGACCACACCGUAUGCAAACCCCUUAUCACUCGGGAACAGCGUUUCUAUGAGUCUCUUCCCCCGGAGAUGAAGGAAUUUACCCCAGAAUAUAAAGGUGUUGUGUCUGUCUGCUUUGAAGGUGACAGUGAUGGUUACAUCAAUCUUGUCGCUUACCCCUAUGUGGAAAAUGAGUCAGCUGAUCAUGAAGAAUUUCCGGAGAGGGACCAUCCAAGACGCAAGCACUCUCGUCGUAGCCUGCACCGCACCAGCAGCACUGACCAUAAGGAAGAACGGCCGGCUCAAACAGGGGAGAACUCGGAGAGCAUCCCAGAAAUGAAGAGUCCCAGACUGGAGCUUCUGAUGCAGUCAGAUGUCCCCUUCCAGAUGCUGGAUGGUAACAGUGAAAUGACCUCAGAGCGGAUUAGCUACAACCCCUGGAGCCUGAGAUGUCACAAGCAGCAGCUGAACCGCAUGCGCUCUGAGUCCAAGGAGCGCAAGAUGUACAAAUUCCUCCUGCUUGAGAAUGUUGUCCAUCAUUUUAAGUUCCCAUGUGUCUUGGAUCUGAAGAUGGGAACACGGCAGCAUGGUGACGACGCAUCUGAGGAGAAAGCGGCCCGACAGAUGAAGAAGUGUGAGCAGAGCACAUCGGCCUCUCUGGGAGUGAGGGUGUGCGGCAUGCAGGUCUUCCAGAUGAACACAGGACAUUACCUGUGCCUGAAUAAAUAUUACGGACGAGGCUUAAGCACUGAGGGUUUCCGACAAGCUUUGUACCAGUAUCUCCACAAUGGUGUCAAUCUCCGCACUGACCUGUUUGAGCCGAUCCUGAGCAAACUUAAACGCCUGAUCUCUGUGCUGGAUGGCCAGGCUUCAUAUCGCUUCUACUCCAGCUCUCUACUUAUUAUCUAUGAUGGAAUAGACCGUCCAAGGAUGGCAGACCAUGUGGCCCAGGAAACACCUCCCAAGGUGGAUGUCCGCAUGAUUGACUUUGCCCACAGCACAUACAAAGGCUUCCGGGAUGAUCCCACAGUGCACGAUGGGCCAGAUAAGGGAUACGUGCUGGGCUUGCACAAUCUGAUCAGUAUCCUGGAGCUUAUUAGAGACGAAAACCAGUAGUUGGCUGGGGAGAAGUUUCAUUGUUUGUACUCUGCAGUGUGUCCUGAUUUCCACCCCCAACACCUCUUUCGUGUUCACCUGUUGGAGUAUUCACAACGGAAAAUGGCUGAAAAACGCACAGUAAAAAGCAGCGUGGAGGAUCCUCGCCCUGUACAUCAACCUCACAUCAUAAACUUGGUUUAAGCUGUAUCUCUCUGGCACAAGUACUGUCAUGGACAUUCUGCCUCCGUGUCUGCUGAAAAAAUAUGACCUUAAUAAUACUGGGAACCACUAAAUGUGCAGUGGAGUCAUAGCUGAAGCCGACUACAGAGAUAAUACAGCCAACCGGAGACACAAGGUGUACUUCCAAAUUUUGGGCCUUUCUUCCAUAUCUCCCCCUUUUUUAGUGGGAGAGAGUGGCUGUGGCUCUCCUAAAGGAAAGUGACAUCACUGCAUCAUGGCAAUGCUUCCUGGCCAGCCCGGGCCUCUCUUCUGGAUUAUUUUAUGUUUCCUUGCACUUGAGCUUUGUUUUCCAGGAGCCAGCACUCCUGGAGCAGACUGACAGACUCCAGAUUUCUGUACCGUUUCCGCUGCCCAGGGCCUGACUGUAGCUGUGGCCCCAUUCCACAUAAUUGUAUAUAUUUCUAUCUAAAUAUCCAUAUAUAGAGACCCAUAUAUAUCAGAUGAAAUCUAUAUAUUAGAGCUAUAUUAUCUACGCUUGUUUGUGUGCAAUGGCAUCUGCCCGCUCUGGAGCAACAGGGCUUUUAGUGUUCAUCAUUUCUUUUUUUUUUAUGCAGAAACAGGGAGUGUCUUUGUGAUGUAGUUUACAAUGGAGGAGGGUUACAUGGACCGUCCACUGACUACAGCGCCGGGGACAUUGGACAACACAAUGUAGCAUGCACAUUUUGUGUCUACCAUGUGUCCUUUUAAGCUUUACUUUAGUUUUUGCUACUUUGUAUUGGGUCUGACAUUACAAGUUUAUGCAUCUGAAAGCCAAAAUCUACAUUGGCACCGCAUGCCGACUACAUGGCUGCCGAUGACACUCAGUCUCAGGAUGAUCUGUGUUUAUUUCUGGUACGACUGAAGCUGUUGCUUUGUGUUCUCGUUUCCGCUGAUUUCCUUCUUAUUGCAGCAGACUCAAAAGUUGCAGGGUGAAGUGGACAGGUGGUCAGGCCAUGUUGUGGGUGGAAGGAUAAAGGAGUACUUCGGCCCUAAGACCUCUUAUCCCCUAUCCAAAGUAUAGGGGAUAAGAUGUCUGACUGGGGACCAGUUUCUCAUGCAGCACCCAACUGUUUCAGCUGCACGCAGCGCUGGAGGCUCCUUACGAUCACGGGGCUGGAGUAUCGUGAUGUCACGACUCCGCCCCCUGGUGACUUCACGCCCCGCUCCCUUAGUGCAAGUCUAUGGGAGGGGGCGUGAUGGCCUUCACGCCCCCUCCCAUAGGCUUGCAUUGAGGGGACCCCCGCGAUCAUACAUCUUAUCCCCUUAGGGCCGGAGUACCCCUUUAAACUGCCAUUUUUUGCCUAAACCAUUGCCAUCCCCAGGAGCCUAGUCUGUAUUUAUGACUGUGUCAGUUGCAGGAUGUUCUUCCUAAGGAAGACUAAAGAUGGGAUAAAGGAGAAAUACCUGCUACCACUUUCAGAUAAAGUCCUGACUGCAGCACCAAUCGGCCGUCCCAGCAGCAUUGAGUCUAUUACAUUAUGAUCGAUUUUCCUAUGGAAAAUUGUUCUGCUUGUAGAAAAACUGAAAGAUUAAAAGGUAGAAAAUACCCCAGCCUUUGCUGCAAUGAUCAGUUACAUCUCUCCAAUUAUAGAAGUGGAUGUGGUCUGUUCACUUUGAGAUUCAUCCAUCCUCUCUGAGCCACCUUCGUACUUCCAGGGGUGUUACAGCGUAUUUGUAGAGUCGAUUGUGACUCUAGGCCAGUGUUUCCCAACCAGUGUGCCUCCAGC